AUGAUGUCACGGUUGAAUUAUGGUAGUGCGAAAAUUAUUAGCGUUGCGAAAGAGAAAGAUUUCAUUCGGGCUGGACCAAUUUAUACGAUGAAAAAUAAAACUAUUCAUCAUGGCAUUUGCAAUGGUGAUAGUGGAGCAGGAUUGCAGGGAUUUGUUAAACAACGUGUUUUUCUCCUUGGUAUACAUUCAUUUGGUCCAAAAGUUUGUUAUGAAGGGUCACCAUUUACGGUGACAGAUACUCGACCAUACGCACAAUUGAUAUGUAAUCUAACAGGAAUAUGUUAUCAUUUAUCAUCACUAACAUGAUGAUUGUUAUCAUCCAUCAAUAAUCUAUUAUUUUUCAUAUUUAGCAUCUUGUUAACUUCACAUAAAGGAAAUAAAAAGAGGCAAAAAUAUU
This is a messenger RNA of Loa loa (African eye worm), 397 nucleotides long. RefSeq lists its product as hypothetical. Lineage: Eukaryota; Metazoa; Nematoda; Chromadorea; Rhabditida; Onchocercidae. Bases 1 to 306 code for a protein of 101 amino acids. The transcript has 2 exons. The record is from RefSeq and is a predicted model, not a curated record.